Molecule: messenger RNA, 1917 nt
Organism: Asterias rubens (European starfish)
Lineage: Eukaryota; Metazoa; Echinodermata; Asteroidea; Forcipulatida; Asteriidae
Product: deleted in malignant brain tumors 1 protein-like
Exons: 6
Coding region: 349-1917 (522 amino acids)
Cellular component (GO): membrane
Source: RefSeq, a predicted model, not a curated record
AGGAUUGUGCAGAUUGAGCGCGCAAUUUGAGAAUAACGAAAGCAUCCUAAAAUUGAGCAGCGCAAUCUACCGAUUGGGCAAAUACCUAAAAUGCGCUCAAACAUCUGUCAAAAAGGAGGCAUCCAUGUUAUGAUGUGUGUGCUUGACGACGUGCAGAAUUGGGCUUCUUGUAUGGACGUCCGGCUGUAAACAAACAGUUAAUGAAAACAGCAUGUCAACAUGAUCGAUUUGUCGCUCUGUGUAUGUAAUAAAUUGUGUCACGAGUGUUAAAAAGUAAUACUGUGUGACCCCUUGCAGUUGAAUGGUCCUUUCUCUAAUCCUAUACCUCCAUAUGGACUAGCAGAGUUUAUGUCCUGUUUAUGGCUAGACUUGUGUCUGGUGCUAGGUGGUAGUAAGUACGUAGACACAGAUUCAGUGUUCUGCAUUCUGCUUUGCAACUGUCAAGAGAACGUGCCACGCCUACAUUCCUCUAUUUGUCCAUCGUCAAACUUUAAAGGAAGAAGAAGAAGAAACUGCUUUUUAUACGUCGUUCCGGAAUUCGUCUUCAAUAUGCAACCAACGGCAAUGUUCGGCAUCCAUCUUUGUAGAGCUAGGACAUUCAAGCUGGGCUUGUUGUGGUUAACACUGUCAACAUGUGCUAUUGCUGUUGCUGUAAAUACAACAGUUCUACCGCAAUCGCCUGCUCCAGCUGAAUUCUCUGUACGCCUUGUCGGUGGUUACAGUGCCAGCAGUGGACGAGUUCAAAUCUUCAGCGGGGAAGCAUGGGGUAAACUCUGCCUUCCACGCUUUACAUGGACUCUGAAAGAAGCCAUCGUUACCUGCAGGCAGCUCGGCUAUCCCACAGCGUUGUCAUCCUGGGAGGUAUUGGAAGACUACUCAAUGGAGGGUGUCGGGACGAGAGAUAUUUCUUGUAUCGGUAACGAAACAAGGCUUACGGAGUGUGAUUAUGAGCCGUCAAAGAAUCAUUGGUGUGGCCAUGGUUCGCCCAGAAUGUAUGAUGUACUGGUAGUGUGUAAACCUAAUGAAGGUGAUUCUGAACCGCCAUAUCUCCUGGAGUUAAUUUUUGGCAAAGACGACACAGAGGGCAGUAUUCAACUGAGGCCAUUUCAGUCUGACUGGAUGGUUUGCAGCGAUUCGUUCGACACAAGAGACGCAACAGUUGUUUGUCGUGAAUUGGGUUAUGAGUACGCGCUCGAGACCUUCACAAGCAAUCAAUUCUAUACGGAUCUGGACUCGUACUCCUAUGGGCUGCGAUUCCUGGAUUGCGUCGGAAAUGAGAAGUACUUGCUGGAGUGCCCUCACAGGAUACGACCGGCUGAGUUUUGCGACGCUGAUGUGAGUGGGGUCAAGUGUAGUCUGGAGCCUUCCUCGCUUCCAGGAGAAAAAAUCCGCUUGGCUGGUUCUGCUAAUCCAGACGAGGGGCAUUUACAAACGUUUUAUAACGGACAAUGGUGGAAUAUCUGCAAUGAUGGGUUAUGGAGUGAGAGGGAAGCUAACGUUACUUGCCGGUCAAUGGGUUUUGCUGCUGGCUGGCCGCUGUACACUCUACGCUACACUCAAGAAUACAAAGAUACAAGCUCCAGGGAUGCACUGAUAACUGGAUUCAGAUGUCACGGUACAGAGAGCAACCUUACACAGUGUCUGUUUGACAUCAGUCUAACGACCAAGUGUGGAUUUUAUGAUAUCGCUGCUGUUCACUGCUCCUCUACAAGCCUUGUUAACCCUUCUGUGCCAUAUGGAGUUAAACUGCGUCUUGUGAAUGGUGAGUCUCAUACAUCUGGUCGUGUUGAGGUCUACCAAGAUGCUAAAUGGUGGAGCGUCUGUGGCCUAUCUGGUUGGGAUCGUAACGCUGCUAUGGUGGUAUGUCAUCAGCUGGGAUUUAUUGAUGCUAUAUUCACAGGUGGGUGGGGCACGUAA